Stylophora pistillata is the source of this 2429-nucleotide messenger RNA. RefSeq lists its product as uncharacterized. NCBI's taxonomy places the organism in Eukaryota, Metazoa, Cnidaria, Anthozoa, Scleractinia, Pocilloporidae. Gene Ontology annotation, molecular function: protein binding. The record is from RefSeq and is a predicted model, not a curated record.
AGCACUCGCUAUCAGAAUAGAAAUCGGCCACAGAGAAGGAGAAGCAACGAGCUACGGAAACCUCGGAGCAAUGUUUGGAAUGCUUGGUGAACAUGACAAAGCUCAAGAGUGUCUCUACACAGCGUUAUCAAUAGCAAAGAGAAUUGGCUGCAGAAGAAUUGAGGCCAAUAUGUAUGGAAACUUAGCAGGUUUGUUUUUAUCGCGUGGUAAAUUUACAAAGGGUGAGGUUUAUUUAGAGAAAGCACGUGCAAUGAGAAUGGAAACCGGUGACAGAGAAGGACAAGCGGCAGAUUACAGAAACUUUGGCCUUAUUUCUUGUAAGCGUGGUGAAUAUACUAAGGCUCAAGACUAUUUGAAGAAGGCCCUUGCCACUCACUUGGACUUGGGCCUCAGAGAAGCUGAAGCAAUCGAUUACGCACAGUUAGGAACAUGUUUUGUAUCCCUUGGUAAUUAUGACGUGGCUGAAAGUUACCUUCAGAAGGGUCUCUUAUUAAGCAAGGAUAUUGGACACAACCUGACUGAGUUUAAGUGCCUUUGUAAUCUAGCAGCGUUAAGGCUAUUACAAUUCGAUUUUAAAGAGGCCUUUUCGUAUCUUUAUCGUUGCACUGACAAAUUGGAUACUUUGCGAGGUUUUAUUAAAGACAGCGAUCAGAUUAAAAUAUCUCUUUUAGAGGAGUACGGUGCCCAUAUCUACCAGGAGCUCAGUUGGUUACUUUCGUCGACCGGGAAUCCACAAGGCGCUCUUUACGUCGAAGAGUUGAAACGGGCAAGAGGCCUAGCCGACUUAAUGGCAGCUCAAUACUCUGUUAAAGAGCAGAUUUCAGGCAACCCACAAUCUUGGUGUGGCAUUCAGAACAUUAUCGCAAAGGAAACUGACUCUACAUGCCUUUACAUUUCGGUUGGUAAAGCGGAUGUACGAUUUUGGAUUCUCAAAGCAACAGAAGCUAUUCGUUUUACAGAAAAGGAAGCAAGCCCGAUCAAAAACGAAGAGACUGGAUUAGUCCCUGACUUAGAUGAGUUUUUAAAAGAAAGCUUCCGCAAUCCUGCAAAAGACAUCACUAAAACGAAUCUCCACCUGUGUCACAAGAUAAUCAUCGCCUCUGUGGCCGUUUUACUGAAAGAGCCUGAGAUUAUAAUUGUCCCUGAUUCUUGUAUGUACCAAGUGCCAUUUGCAGCCUUAACUGAUAAAGAGGGCAAAUAUUUUUCGGACACAUUUAGGAUCCGCAUCGUUCCCUCCUUGACUACUCUGAAGCUCAUUCAGGACAGUCCUCCUGAUUACCACAGUAAGAGUGGUGCGCUGAUAGUCGGUGACCCCGACGUUAGAGAGGUAUUGUACCAAGGUAGACGCACGUUAGUAACACCAUUGCCACGUGCAAGAAAGGAAGCAGAGACGAUUGGAAGUCGUCUUGGCGUCAAGCCCUUGAUUGGAGACCGCGCAACAAAACAGGCUGUACUUCAAGCGAUAAAUUCAGUAAGCCUGAUACAUUUUGCUGCCCAUGGUAGUCCUGAUAGAGGAGAGAUUGUUCUCUCUCCUAAAGGCCCCAUUGACGGUCCUCCACGAGAGAAAGACUACCUUUUGACGAUGCAGGACAUUUCAGAAGUUCAGGUGAGAGCUAAACUGGUUGUACUCAGCUGUUGUCACAGUGCACGUGGAGAGGUCAAAGCAGAGGGAGUUAUUGGGAUCGCCCGAGCGUUCUUAGGAUCUGGUGCUCGCUCGGUGUUAGCGGCACGAUGGGCACUGGAGGAUGAAGCAACAGAAGAGUUCAUGAAUUGCUUCUACGAUCAUUUGUUCCGCGGUAAAAGUGCCAGNGAAUCUCUUCACGAGGCCAGGAAGUGGAUGAGAAGUAAAGGCUUUGACAAAGUAUCUCAGUGGGCUUCAUUUAUGCUCAUUGGCGACAACGUGACAUUUGAUUUUGAAAAUUGGCCAAAGUCAACUACACCUUGGUAGGCACGAGUAAAGUGGACGGACUUGAUUGGAAUAAAAUGGACUUAGAAAGCUUAGAAAUGUCAAUUGUUUCCUUGUGGUGGAAGGACAUUUUCUGUGAGGGACGAAAAUGAUACAUCCAGCAAAACAGUCUCAAAAAAGCUCAUCUAACAGCUACUUGUAUUUACCUGGAACAGAAACCUUAAUGUUCUCUUUAUGGAAACUUGGAAAUUAUCAAAUUAUAAAAGCCCUUUUUUUCGAAAGUGUUAAAUUAUGUAGUCAAGCGAAUUGAGCUCUGAUGAUAUUUUUUUAGAAGCCGUGAUUGGUUGGUUAAGUAAAUCGAAUUUCAAGUUAUUUUUCCGCAAAGAUAGUAAUUUUAGUCCAAACGAUGAAAUUUCAAGUAGUUUGUUUCAAAGAAGCUUUCCAUUAUUUGAUGUAUAUAUUCGGAAAUGUGUUUAUCACAAUAACUUUAAGAAAGCGCCGAGCGCUCUUCAUGUUUCCUUUU